AUGUAUCGUGCGUGUUUCGUCGUUUCGGCGGUGCUGGCCCUUGCCACGUUUACCGGUGCUAUGCGCCACCAUCGUUACUUUAACCAACAUCACCAUGAUGUGCCGCCCCGUGGGUGUCAUCGACACCAUCACCACCACCAUCACUUCCGGAGCCCACCGACUGUACCGCGCUUUGAAAUCUAUAAACCACAGGGUCUGGAAGUGUACAUUACCGAUCAGAACCAAUCGGCGACCUUCUUUUCGAUCGACAUUUUUGUGAACGGAGAAACUGGCAGCCCCGUAGUGUCGCAAAACAUUACCAAGCCAGAGUAUGGGAAGUUUAUCGUGUACGAUGCGAACGCUCUGCUCAAGCCGGGUGAUACGGUGUCGUACGUGGCACAGCUGGGACUGACCAACAGUCAGCCUCUGCAGUAUAACCACAGGUUCAUCGUGAGAGAUGAUAUGGUCCGGCGCAACUGUACCUGCGAAGAUCUGGAAGCUCCAAGGAGACGAAGCUUCCAUUCUUUUCUUCGCACGACUCCCAAAAGGAUUCGGCUUAAUUCACGCCUUGUGCCGAUCAAAAAGGUAACACGACCGACUACAACUACAACCGAAGCAACGGCUAACGCCACGGAGACGACCACGAAGAGGUUCACAGGAGCAGACAGCAUCUACACCGACUACGAGUACCACGACGAGCCCAAGUUCGAAUGUGAGAUCGAUCCUUCCACCAACCUGUGCAAGUCAGCCGUCUCAGCUCAGACGAGGACUCUGAAGCUCGGCAAAAUGGUGGCGGAACCCGCACCUGCCCGAGAGCGCAUCGUUCUGGAAGGGAUCGUAACGAUGAUGCAAAACCAGUGCUCGCCUUGGAGCCGAUCCAACUACUUAACGUUCACCAAGCCCACAGCGGAAGACCAGACUGUAAGCGACUGGGUGCAGUACGUCAAGACGAAGCUUUCGAUGACACCGGAAAUCAAACAGCUUGUGGCCAGUACGGUGCAGGAAGCUAAGCCCGACGGGACCAGUGUGCUAUUCAAGACGACCACUCUGCUGGACAAGCUGAAGUUGCUGUUCCUUUGCCAGGAAGCGGGCAUUAAGGGGGUGCAGGACUACGAUUUCUAUCCGGUGAUUCAGGCGACUAUCGAUUUGAACUGAAAGUGUGUUCUGGGAAGUGUGAAAAUAGUAGCAAAAGUGAAACCGAUCAAGUGUUUGUGCUCGUUGUGAAAUAUACCGGACUCCAGCU
Molecule: messenger RNA, 1222 nt
Organism: Anopheles cruzii
Lineage: Eukaryota; Metazoa; Arthropoda; Insecta; Diptera; Culicidae
Exons: 2
Coding region: 1-1134 (377 amino acids)
Molecular function (GO): carbohydrate binding
Source: RefSeq, a predicted model, not a curated record